UUGAAGAGUGUGUAACGCUGGCCGCUAGGGCCUAGGUCUUAUGUAAGACCGCUGACCGGCUCAGAAGAGAGCAGCCGGCCAUCUUGUUUUGAACAUUAUUCAUGACUUCCUCAUCUUUGUCAAUAAAACCAAUUGAACAUCGAGGAGUAUUUUCUUCAUGAGGAAGUCAUUAUCAUGGUGAUCGUCGAAUGUUCGGUACCCAACUGUGACUUCAAAACACAGGAUGUCUCUGAUGCAAUCGCCGUAGCGUUACUAAAUAACCACGGCCUCGCACAUCAAGCACUACCUCCCGCUCCUACUGCCCCACCGCCGGCCCGAGGCCCGAAACUCGACCGACCCAAAGUGGACAUAGGGAUCUCUAUCGAGGAAUGGAACAUAUUCAUGCGCCGAUGGGGGGUUUUCCGUUCUGGAUCUGGCAUCACUGACGCCCAGGCGCCUUUCCAACUGUUCCAGUGUGCCGGCCCUGACCUCGGGGACAGCCUACUGAAAGCCAACCCAGGAGCCACCUCGUUGCCCUUGCAAGAUUUGACCGCAGCCAUGCGCUCGCUAGCUGUCAUUCCUAUCGCUACAUGUGUCCUCCGUACCGAGCUGCUCCAGUUAAAACAGGAACGGGACGAAACCUUUCGUGCAUUCGCAGCCAGGGUGCGGGGAAAAGCGGAAACGUGCGCAUACACAGCAGCAUGUGCGUGUGGCCAACCCGUUGACUACACCGACCACAUCAUACGCGACGUCCUUUUAAAUGGCAUUUACGACUCAGACAUAAGGCGUGAGACUCUGGGCAUUACAGAUAUCUUGACCAACCCAAUUAAUGACGUCAUUGCCUCGGUGGAGAGUAAAGAGAUGGCUCGCAACGCCCUACCGUCUUCAACCCUGUCCGCGAUGUCGUCCUUCCAGCGUAACAAAAACACGCCACCCUCAGACCAGUCACCAAGCGCAGCAGAGAAAUCACGACAGGCCUCCUGUCCUGAUUGUAAAGUGUCAUUUCACGUCUUCUCAGAAGGAUCUCGGGGCUGGAAUUCCAAACCUCAUCAGGUAUGCAUCGAUUGCUACAGAGCCCGUAGGCGCAAAAGGCGACAACCAGCCAAAAGUCAACAGUCCGCCAUCGAGUCAGGCCCGAUCUCCCAGAUCGCAUCUCUACAAUCCGGAGCCGUACCUCGCUCUCGUGGUAGACCACAGAACGAGCCCGCCAAACUGGAUCACCAUAUCUUCACCAAGGGGGAGUGGCGACGAGCUCAACUCCGUGAUCAUCCGCGGACAAACAUCACUAUAUCGCUCGAUACUCCAUCAGCUUCGGGAGCCACUUCCCGUCCUCGCGAUCACCCCGUAGCUCAGAUAUCAGCCGUGGCCGACACUGGUGCCCAGUCCGACCUUUGGUCUCUAGAGGAGUUCCUUGCAUGCGGCUUCUCGCGCGAUGAACUGCAACCGGUCAACCUCAGCUUGUCGGCCGCCAACCGGUCUCCAAUAGCCAUCGACGGUGCUUUCUUCGCUAAACUCUCCACAGCUCCUCCCAACGGUGAGGCCACGUGCUGCCGUUCCAUGGUGUACGUGAGCAGCUCAGUCCGAGCUAUGUACCUCUCCUAUGAGUCCCUCCUCAACCUCGGUCUCCUAUCUACGGACUUCCCGACGAACCCGGUUGGAAGACACGACGGCCGCCGACCUACCCCCCAUGGCCGCAGCAUACCAGAGCCGCACUCAUCCAUCAACGCCACCCGUUCCAUCAACGGCGGCUGCACAGCACCAAACACCCCUUCUGAUCCGACCUGUCAUUGUCCCCAGCGUACGGUGCCACCACAACGUCCGUCGGAACUGCCAUUCCCCUGCACCCCGGAGAACAAUGGCCGCAUGAAAGACUGGCUACUCGAGAGGUAUGCCUCCUCGACGUUCAACACCUGCCCCCAUCGUGCGCUCCCGUGCAUGGACGGACCACCCAUCGAGAUACAUGUAGACCCAGCAGCCACACCCAGAGCGUGCCACACCCCGGCCACCAUCCCUCUUCACUGGCAGCAAAAGGUAUACGACGACCUUCUCCGGGACGAGGCCCUUGGUGUCAUCGAACGAGUGCCUUACGGGGAACCUGUCACAUGGUGCCACCGCAUGGUUGUGACCCGGAAGCACGACGGCUCACCGCGCCGGACUGUGGAUCUCUCGCCACUAAACAAAUUCUGCCAGCGCGAGACCUUUGCCAUGGAGUCUCCCUUCCACCUCGCCCGCCGAAUUCCGAAGGACACCUGGAAGACCGUCACCGACGCUUGGAACGGCUAUCACAGCGUUCCCUUACGCGAGGCAGAUCGACACCUGACCACUUUCAUUACGCCCUUCGGGCGCUGGCGCUACACCAGGGCACCACAAGGAUUCCUCUCGUCAGGGGAUGGCUACAACCGUCGUUUCGAUGCUAUCCUAUCAGCCUUUGAGCGCAAAGAGCGGUGUGUGGACGACACAAUCCACUAUGAUACUGACCUAGAACAACACUGGUGGCGAUCCAUCGACUUCCUUACAUGCGUAGGCCAGUCCGGUAUAGUACUGAACCCCGACAAAUUUCAGUUCGCCGAAAAGUGCGUGGACUUCGCCGGCUUUAGGGUGUCCGACUCAACCAUAGAGCCACUCCCUAAGUACCUGGAUGCCAUCCGUGAUUUCCCCACUCCUGAAUCGACGACAGACAUCAGAAGCUGGUUCGGUCUGGUCAACCAGGUGGCCAACUACGCCCAAUUGCGCGAGACCAUGGCGCCGUUUAAGCCAUUCCUGAGCCCACGGUGCAAAUUCACCUGGUCACCUGACCUGGAGUCUGCCUUCCAAGAGUCCAAAGAAGCCAUUGUUCAGGCAAUCCGCGAGGGCGUGGAAAUCUACGACAUGCAGAGGCGCACCUGCCUUCGCCCCGACUGGUCCCGAAGAGGUAUUGGUUAUUUCCUCCUCCAGCAACACUGUAGCUGCCCCUCUGGUAUACCUGACUGCUGCCCAGGAGGAUGGCGGAUCACUCUGGCUGGCUCACGCUUCCUCUCCCCAGCCGAACAACGUUACGCAGCCAUCGAGGGAGAGGCCCUGGCCGUUGCCUGGGGUCUCGAGCAAACCCGGUACUUCACACAGGGUUGCGACAACCUUGUGGUAGUCACCGACCACAAGCCUCUAGUCAAAAUCUUCGGCGAUCGCACCCUCGAUGAGAUCACCAACUCCCGUCUGUUCAGGUUAAAGCAGCGUACCCUCCCGUGGCGCUUCACCAUCACCCAUCGACCGGGAAAAAGUAACCAGGCGGCUGACGCCACAUCAAGACACCCAUCCCCAUCAGGCUCAACUAACAGUCUCGCAACUUCAACUCCUAGUGUACCGGACAUGGUUGAGUCGGCCCUCAUGGCCUCCAUCAGGAACGACGCACAUGAUCUUGGGGCCAUCUCGUGGCCGAUCCUCGCACAAGAGACUGCUACGGACCCAUGCCUAGGUCACCUCCUACGCCUCAUUGAACAAGAUGUUGUUGUUGACCCUAACGACCCGGCGCUUUCAAGUCUCGGACAUCUCUGUGAGUCGAUAUAUGCACAGGAUGGCGUUCUACUACUCAACGACCGUGUGGUUGUGCCCAUGUCCCUCCGCAAACGGGUCCUCCAGCACUUACACGCUGCACAUCAAGGAGCCUCUACUAUGGAGCAGCAAGCGCGUGCCAUUGUCUUCUGGCCGGGGAUGUCACGGGACAUUCAGGGCACCAGAGACGGAUGCACAGAUUGCAACCGCAACGCCCCGUCACAAGCGGCCACACCGCCCCUCCCGACCUCUCCGCCAUCUACCCCGUUCGAGGCUGUCUACGCUGACUUCUUCGACUUUGGUGGCCGCCACUACCUAGUUGUCGGAGACCGGCUCUCUGGAUGGGUGGAGGUCCUCAGCUCCACCGCAGGUACUGACCUAGGGGGCUCCGCUGGCCUGGUCCGUCACCUCCGAGCAUUCUUCGCCACCUUUGGCGUGCCAACAGAGAUAUCAAGCGAUGGCGGACCAGAGUUCACAGCAGGCGGCACCGAGACCUUUCUCCGACUUUGGGGGAUCAAACACCGCCUGUCUUCUGUCGGCUUCCCACAAUCCAACGGGAGAGCAGAAGUGUCAGUCAAAACAGCUAAACGUCUCCUGAUGUCCAAUACUGGUCCUAACGGCAGCCUUGAUAACGAUCGCUUCCUGCGUGCCAUGUUACAGCUACGAAACACACCGGACCGGGACUGCGACCUUUCACCAGCCCAAAUCAUAUUCGGUCGACCCCUUCGAGACUCCCUCAUGUUCGUCAAUCGACUAGAGAAGUUCUCUAAUCCACACAUCCGACCCCUGUGGCGGCAAGCAUGGGCGGCAAAGGAAGAUGCCCUUCGGACCCGCAUAUCACGUACCACCGAAUCAUUGACGAGCCACUCCAAACCACUUCGACCUCUGAAGCUAGGUGAAAGGGUCUUCAUCCAGAACCAGCAGGGCCCACACCCGAACAAAUGGGACCGCUCAGGCAUGGUAGUGGAGUCGCCAGGCCACGACCAAUACAGGAUAAAGGUGGAUGGCUCAGGACGGUUGACCCUGCGUAAUCGUCGGUUCCUUCGUGCAUACACCCCGGCCACGCCCACCCCAGACCAUCAGUACAGGACGCCACCACCUCCACCCAGAUCUCCAGAGUGUCAACCCACACUUAACAGCUCACCGUCGCCUCCCACAGGCAGUGGACCAUUGACGGGCAAUCCUCACGUCACCACCCAACUCUCACACGGUAGCCAUCCCGUCAUACCCACAGAGUGCAACCAGACAGUUCCACCCGCUGAACCCGUCGCUGAAACACCACCUACCACUCAAGCCAACAAUGACCCUGUAUCCUCUUGUAUGCCUGACGCCUCAUCUCAGGCCCCGCAGCCACUCCCUGAACCUAGAAGGCCAACUCGUGCGAGAACACGACCAAAACGCUACGAACCAGAGACAGGGAAUUGGACAGUAGCAGGAGUCCGUUCGUCUAGCCUUGUAUAGACUCUAGACUUAGUAUAGACUCACGGACUGGGGGGGAUGAAGAGUGUGUAACGCUGGCCGCUAGGGCCUAGGUCUUAUGUAAGACCGCUGACCGGCUCAGAAGAGAGCAGCCGGCCAUCUUGUUUUGAACAUUAUUCAUGUAAGUCCUACGCGUUCAUUUGUUAUAUCCUAGUUACCGUUAUUUGUAAUCCUCAGUUUAAUUAUAAUCCUUGAUUUAUUGUAUUGCCAUAGGACUUCCUCAUCUUUGUCAAUAAAACCAAUUGAACAUC
Molecule: messenger RNA, 5237 nt
Organism: Nematostella vectensis (starlet sea anemone)
Lineage: Eukaryota; Metazoa; Cnidaria; Anthozoa; Actiniaria; Edwardsiidae
Exons: 2
Coding region: 175-4968 (1597 amino acids)
Biological process (GO): DNA integration
Molecular function (GO): nucleic acid binding
Source: RefSeq, a predicted model, not a curated record